UUAUAAAUACAUAUUCUAGGGUUAGGGCUCGAUGGGCAUAUGCAUUAGAAAGCAGCGCUGGAACAGAGGGAAGUGACCAGAUGAGGAAACGUCAAGUUGUGGUGAGGAGAGAGGAGCCUGCUCGGUGCUCAAGCUCUUCGUCUUUUACUGUUAGGAGUGUGAGAUAUGCAGAGUGCCAAAAGAAUCAUGCGGCUAACGUUGGAGGAUACGCCGUGGACGGUUGCCGCGAGUUCAUGGCCAGUGGAGAUGAAGGUACAACCGCUGCUCUGACCUGUGCUGCUUGUGGUUGCCACAGGAACUUUCACAAAAGAGAGGUAGAGACUGAAGUAGUUUGUGAGUGCUCUUCACCUCCCUCCAACGGGACUUGAGCACUCUCUCAAUUUAUAUAUCAAUUAUUAGUUAUGGUAUUUCGUCUAGCAUAUCUUUCCUGCUUUGGUUUGCUUUUGAUUGUUUGGAUUUGGGGUUUUAAUUAUAACAUAGAGCAUGAUAUUCCGGUCUUGCAUACAUAUGGUUUGGAGUGG
Molecule: messenger RNA, 521 nt
Organism: Neltuma alba
Lineage: Eukaryota; Viridiplantae; Streptophyta; Magnoliopsida; Fabales; Fabaceae
Product: mini zinc finger protein 2
Exons: 2
Coding region: 81-368 (95 amino acids)
Biological process (GO): regulation of developmental process; regulation of DNA-templated transcription
Cellular component (GO): nucleus
Molecular function (GO): transcription cis-regulatory region binding; DNA-binding transcription factor activity
Source: RefSeq, a predicted model, not a curated record